Molecule: messenger RNA, 2692 nt
Organism: Chlamydomonas reinhardtii
Lineage: Eukaryota; Viridiplantae; Chlorophyta; Chlorophyceae; Chlamydomonadales; Chlamydomonadaceae
Exons: 19
Coding region: 164-1813 (549 amino acids)
Biological process (GO): SRP-dependent cotranslational protein targeting to membrane
Cellular component (GO): signal recognition particle
Molecular function (GO): GTP binding; GTPase activity; ATP hydrolysis activity
Source: RefSeq, a predicted model, not a curated record
GUGUAGCAUACAUAUUAAGCUGUGGGGCUACGCGCGGCGCGGGAAGAUAUUGCUCCUGAUUCCACCAUCGCUAGAUUUAACUUCUUACGUCAUCAAAGAAAUACUCUGGGCUGGUAAUAAAACAAGUAGAUCUGCAAACACUUGACUGGUCGCGCUGGUCACCAUGCAAACUGCGCUUCGCGCCCGCUCUGCCGCUCCUCGCGGUGCCUGCAACCGGACUGCGGUUGCACCUGUUGCAUCUGCUCACCUUCGUGGUCAGUAUGCGCCCUUCAGCGGUGCCCAGGCGCGCCCCGCUCUUGGUCGCCAGCGGCAGCAGCAGCAGCAGCAGCGCCGCGGCGCGCUCGUCAUCCGCUCGGCCAUGUUCGACAGCCUGAGCCGCAGCAUUGAGAAGGCGCAGCGCCUGAUCGGCAAGAGUGGCACUCUGACGGCGGAGAACAUGAAGGAGCCGCUCAAGGAGGUCCGUCGCGCUCUGCUGGAGGCUGACGUGUCGCUGCCUGUGGUGCGCCGGUUCAUCAAGAAGGUGGAGGAGCGGGCGCUGGGAACUAAGGUUCUGGAGGGCGUGACGCCCGACGUGCAGUUCAUCAAGACCGUGUCCAAUGAGCUCAUCGACCUCAUGGGCGGCGGCACCGGGGCCAAGGACCUGGAGCCGGGCUUCCCGCAGAUCAUCCUCAUGGCGGGCCUGCAGGGUGUGGGUAAGACCACUGCCGCGGGCAAGCUGGCGCUGUACCUGAAGAAGGCCAAGAAGAGCUGCCUGCUGGUUGCCACGGACGUGUACCGCCCCGCCGCCAUCGACCAGCUGGUCAAGCUGGGAGCCGCCAUCGACGUGCCCGUGUUCGAGAUGGGGACUGAUGUGAGCCCCGUGGAGAUCGCCAAGAAGGGAGUGGAGGAGGCUCGGCGCCUGGGUGUGGAUGCGGUCAUCAUCGACACAGCCGGCCGCCUGCAGGUGGACGAGGGUAUGAUGGCCGAGCUGCGCGACGUCAAGUCCGCGGUGCGCCCCUCCGACACGCUGCUGGUGGUGGACGCCAUGACCGGCCAGGAGGCAGCCAACCUGGUCCGCUCCUUCAACGAGGCUGUGGACAUCAGCGGCGCCAUCCUGACCAAGAUGGAUGGAGACAGUCGCGGCGGCGCGGCGCUGAGUGUGCGCGAGGUGUCGGGCAAGCCCAUCAAGUUCGUGGGUGUGGGCGAGAAGAUGGAGGCGCUGGAGCCGUUCUACCCGGAGCGCAUGGCCAGCCGCAUCCUGGGCAUGGGCGAUGUGCUGACGCUGUACGAGAAGGCGGAGGCGGCCAUCAAGGAGGAGGACGCCCAGAAGACCAUGGAGCGCCUGAUGGAGGAGAAGUUUGACUUCAACGACUUCCUCAACCAGUGGAAGGCCAUGAACAACAUGGGCGGCCUGCAAAUGCUCAAGAUGAUGCCCGGCUUCAACAAGAUCUCGGAGAAACAGCUGUACGAGGCUGAGAAGCAGUUUGGCGUGUACGAGGCCAUCAUCGGGGCCAUGGACGAGGAGGAGCGCUCCAACCCGGAGGUCCUGAUCAAGAACCUGGCACGGCGGCGGCGGGUGGCGCAGGACUCGGGCAAGUCCGAGGCUGAGGUCACCAAGCUCAUGGCCGCGUACACCUCGAUGAAGGCCCAGGUGGGCGGCAUGUCCAAACUGCUCAAGCUGCAGAAGGCCGGAGCGGACCCGCAGAAGGCCAACUCGCUACUGCAGGAGCUGGUGGCCAGCGCCGGCAAGAAGGUGGCUCCCGGCAAGGUCCGCCGGAAGAAGGAGAAGGAGCCCCUGAGCAAGGCUCGCGGCUUCGGCUCAUCGUCCAAAUAGAGACCUGUUGGGCUAGGUGGAGGCAGAUGACUGCAAACAUGGUGUGUGGGCGUUUGUGUUACGUGACGGGAUGUCAGGAGCCGCGGUUUCAUGUCCGUUGUGUACAGCUGGAAACCUGUCCUGGUGGCCUGAGGCGGCAUGGUACGGAUGUUGUGUACACGGAUUGAGUUGCGCGGGUCAAGGUCCAGCGGGGCUGCUUCGGGUUGUGCGAUGGGACAGGGAUAAGGCCGGUUGGUGGUUCAGGCCAUGCCGCCAUAGGGCGAGGCAUCCGGCAUCAGAUGGAAAAUCGGGUUAGCAAGGAGGGUGUGGUGAUGUGGGAUGCAAGCGCACAUGCUCGGCAACGGUACCGUACGGUAACUGGAAUUCAUAGCAAGGCUGUCCGCUAUCGGGCAGUUGUGCGUAAGCACAUUGUCCAUUGUCACGCGUACGGGCAUGGGGCGGCUGGUUGAUUACAGGAAGCUGCGAUGGGACGUGGUAAGGGUGUGUGAUGGGACAGUGGUAAGGCAGGUUGGUGAAGUCCCGUAGGGUGCAGCUGAUUCCCAGAACCCAGCAGAUGGCAAACAAUUUGCAACGGCAGGGCAGGAGUGCGCGGCCGGUCGAACGCCGGAGUUAGUGAGUUACUGUACCGACAACUUGCUGGCUGGCUGGAAGUUUGCUGACGCGCAUUCCUCACGCUCCGGACGUGGUAAGGGGCAGGUUGGCGCAAGGGUUAGCGUAGUCCCGUAGGGUGCAGCUUAUUCUCAAACCCCAACAGUCACCAGCCGAUUCGCGACGUCAAGGCAUGAGCGCGCAGCUGGUAGAACGUUGGAGUUACUGCUCCGAGGCGUUGCAGGCUUGCUGGCAGGCUGGUAGUUUGCUGACGCGCAUUCCUCACCCUUC